AAAACAGAGAUAGAGAGAGGCAGAGAGGGAGAUCAGACCCAGUUUUAGAGAGAGAAAUACUGGUUUCCAGAGAGGGAAAGCUAUUUGGAUUGGUGGGGUUGGCUGUGUUUGGGGGAGGUUCUCCAUGAAAGGCGAAUCAAAGAUGGUUUUCAAGUCAAAGAUGAAGUGGGUUGGCCUUGUUGGCCUUGUGCUCUCUGCUUUCUCUAUAUUCAUCCAUUUGCUCCUUGCUAGAUACACCGAGGAUGGCAUUUCUGACUUCCAGUCUUCCGUCACUAUCUUCUCUUGGCGACCCAUUUUUGAGAAUGCAGAUCUUCCCAGAACUAGUCCAUUGCAUCGAAAAUUCUGGGGUCCGGUAAGGCGUUUUGAACCUUUAAAUCCAGAUGCAAAUCCCAGAGGAUACUAUGCUGCAGCUCCCCCUUUGCAGACAAAUGGCUAUAUUUUUGUCAGGAUACAAGGGGGAUUUCAUGAGAUCAGGAAUUCGAUCCCAGAUGUUGUUGUGGUUUCUCGGCUUCUAAAUGCUACUCUAGUGAUUCCUGAAAUUCAAUCAACCACAAGUAGCAAGGGAAUCAGUUCUGAGUUCAAGAGUUUUGCAUAUCUAUAUAAUGAGGAUCAAUUCAUGAUAGCAUUAGCAAAAGAUGUGAAAAUUGUGAAAACCCUUCCAAAGAAUCUCAAAGAAGCAAGGAGAAAGAAGGAGAUACCCAUGUUCAGGGUGCCUCACUCAGCAUCUCCCUAUUUUUAUCUGCGCAAUGUUCUACCAGUGCUAAACAAGCACUCAGUUGUUGAACUAAUAGUUUCUGAUGGUGGAUGCUUGCAGGCUGUUCUCCCACCCAACCUUGAAGAGUAUCAGAGGCUAAGAUGUAGAGUUGCUUUCCAUGCUCUACGAUUCCGACAGGAGGUCCAGGAACUUGCAACUAGAAUUUUAAAUAGGUUACGGGCUCCUGGACGUCCAUUUAUAGCCUUUGACCCUGGGAUGACCAGAGAUGCUUUAGCAUAUUAUGGGUGUGCCGAACUCUUCCAGGAUGUCCAUACUGAACUUAUUCAGCACAAAAGAUCAUGGAUGAUAAAACGUGGGAUUGUCAAAGGGAAGCUUUCUGUAGAUUCGGCAAAGCAACGACUUAAUGGUUCUUGUCCACUCAUGCCAGAGGAGGUUGGUAUUCUUCUUCGUGCUUAUGGAUACUCAUCAGACACAAUCAUAUAUGUUUCUGGGGGAGAAGUUUUUGGUGGACAAAGGACAUUAAUUCCUCUACACGGGAUGUUUGAGAAUGUUGUUGACAGAACCUCCCUAAGCACUGGUUGGGAGCUCAAUAGAAUAUAUGGUCUUGAGGUUAAAAUUGCCACCAAUACUCCUAGGAUCCCAACUUUUGUUCAGGAAGAAAUGAAACUUGAAGCAUGGAAAAAUUCUGGCCCACGUCCUCGCCCACUUCCACCACCUCCAGCCAGGCCUAAAUAUCCAUACAACAUUGAAGGUUGGUGGGGUUGGGUAGCUGAGAGUGAUAAUGAGCCUGAUCGUACUGUCAUGGAAUUGAGGACUAAUGCUCAUAAAUUACUAUGGGAAGCAAUUGACUAUGUGAUAUGUGUUGAAGCUGAUGUGUUCAUUCCUGGAUUUGAUCGUGAUGGCAAAGGACAUCCUAAUUUUGCGAGCUUAGUGAUGGGGCACCGGCUCUAUCAGUCAGCUGCAUCCAUAACAUACAGGCCUGACAGAAAAGAAGUUGCCAAGCUUUUACAAGAAACACGUGACCACCUAUACCAAGCAAAUCGGACAUGGCUAACAUCAGUGCGCAUGCAUCUGAGAAAAAGCUUAUUUGAUGGGCUAACAGAAGCAUCUGCAAAGUCAAAGCUACUAUCUUUUCUUUCACAUCCAGUUCCUGAAUGUUCUUGCUUGAGGUCCAAUGUUAACGAAAUACCAUUUCCUGGUUUGAGUCCAUCUCAAGCUCAAGCUCAGGCUGCUCUUGGAGCUGUGCAUCAUUGCCCUGCUUGGAUAGAAAAUGCUUUAAUCCCACGGCCAAGAGACAAGGACAAUGAUGAGGAUAUUGAUGAGGAUGAUUCCACAUCAUCUGGAUUGUUCUUUCGGCCUAGAGGUGGAAAUCAUGAAGUUGGAGGUGGAGAAAUAAACAACAAAGAAGAAGCUCAAUUAGAGGACCAAGAAGAACUUGAGGGUGCAGAAAGAUGAGAAAGGCCAAAUUGAGUUCAGCAGUGGCUGCCUCGAUUGCUGUUAAUGUAUAUAUAAAUUGUUCUGAGUCCGUGGAAGGCUGGAAAGUAUUUCAGGUCUCGGUUCUCUGCAGCAUGAAUCAAGGUUCUAACUCAUAGAAGCCCCUUAUUUUUUGCUCAAGUUGGUUUAGAUUGAUCGGGUCUGUCUUGAAGCACAUCUCAUUGGAUUCUGUAGUUUAGCAAAGCCCUUUCUGGGAAAAAAGUAUAGUCCUCUUUUGCUAAUGCAACCCCACCACCAAUUUUGAUGUAGGCAAACAUAUUUUCAAUAGAAAACCUAAGGUUUUUGUUUAUCUUGUAUAGGGAGCCGGUGGGCAUUUUGACUAUUUGCAUGAUGAGGUGCCCAAGCUCCAUAAAAGAUAUGGAUGCAUCUGAGUUCUGCAUAACCUCUAAUCGGAUAUUUUGAGUUUCUGCUUUCCAAUCCUACAAUCUUAGUGUUUUUAUA
Messenger RNA from Vitis riparia (riverbank grape), 2650 nucleotides. RefSeq names its product O-fucosyltransferase 27. The transcript has 10 exons. Gene Ontology annotation, cellular component: Golgi apparatus; trans-Golgi network; cytoplasm. NCBI's taxonomy places the organism in Eukaryota, Viridiplantae, Streptophyta, Magnoliopsida, Vitales, Vitaceae. The record is from RefSeq and is a predicted model, not a curated record. The coding region runs from base 125 to 2170 and encodes 681 amino acids.